Saprolegnia parasitica CBS 223.65 is the source of this 521-nucleotide messenger RNA. RefSeq lists its product as hypothetical. NCBI's taxonomy places the organism in Eukaryota, Oomycota, Saprolegniomycetes, Saprolegniales, Saprolegniaceae. The coding region runs from base 49 to 444 and encodes 131 amino acids. The record is from RefSeq and is a predicted model, not a curated record. The transcript has a single exon.
CAGCGACAGGGACAGAACGAAAGAGCAGCAUCAAUUGCAAGCAACGAGAUGGCGCGGGUGUUGCUGCUGUUUGCGGUUGUGGCCACCGCAGCCGCCGAGCCGCUUCCCAAGUGCGACGACCUCAACCUCGACGCAUUCUUCGAGGGCAUCGAGCGCAUGUCAUCGCUGGGACCCUGCAUGGUCGACGCCGGCGUGACGGACUAUGCGUUUCUCGCAUCGGCAGCGCCGCUCAGCGGCGAGCAGUGGACCGCCUUCUUCAACAGCCCUUCCUGCCGCGUGCUUUUCAACAACCUCUCGGCUACGAUCUACGACAAUCCAAAUAUGCCAACGUGCCGGCUCGAUGCGAGUGGCACAACACGUCGGGACCUCGCCAAGUGGAAUUUCGAUACGCUGCGCGACUACAUGUUCCAUGACGUCAUCCCGCGCUUGCUGUCGCCCCCGUAACACGCGUCUUGGUUAAUGUCGUCUCGUUGUGGAAUGAGAGCUGCUUGUGCAAAUUGAAUUGGACCAGUUGUCAAGGG